UCUCGCUCGCUCUAGCUUUCUGUGAAAUCUUUUCCAUUCUCUUUGUAUCUAUGACCUUAAAUAUGGAAGGACGCGAACAACGGAAGCCUGUAGAAGCGCCAGCGCCGCCGGAGACUGGAGAUCGAACUCUCUGCCUCAGCUUCAACAGCUACUCUUCCGACGGAGUUGCUGAUGUCGCCGACAAGGUCGUAGAGCAAUUUCGCGCCGACGAGGAGUCGAACAACGUCGUAGACUAUGAAGAGGAGGAUGAGUUCGAAUUCACUUUGGUACGCAGCAAUCUAGAGGUUACGGCGGAUGAGAUGUUUUUCCACGGUCAAGUACGUCGGUUUUUCCCUAUCUUCAAUCGCGAUGUUCUGAUACAUGACGACGACGAUAAGCCUGUCAGAUCGACUCUACGACUGCCCUUGAAGAAGUUGUUUACUGAGGAUAUAGGAGAGCCUUAUUCUCCGUCGUCGUCGUCGUCCUCGGAAGCGGUCGAAUUGGAAGGUGUAGCUCCGGGAACAUACUGUGUGUGGAGGCCGAAUGUAGCAGAAGCAUCGCCGAGUAGGUGCAAGAAGAGUAAAUCUACAGGAUCGGCGUCGAAGACGUGGAAAUUGCGAGAUUUGCUUUGGCGGAGCAACAGCGACAGCAAGAGCUCAUUCGUGUUCUUGACUCCGAAGCGCAGAGAUCGGAAUGCCGACAAAAUCGAGAGAGCUGAGAAUUCGAGGUCUAGGCAAAAUUCCUGCGACGAAUCCAGGUUUCCUGGGAAAUUGCAAGAGAAGAGUGUCCCUAGGGUCGGCGGGAAGGCGUCGUCGCCGCCUCACGAAGUGUAUUACGUGCAGAACAGAGCGCGGAAGGAAGGCAAUAAGAGAAAGUCGUUUCUUCCCUACAGGAAAGAUCUGUUAGGGUUCUUUGCGAACGUUAACAGCCCGGGAAGGAGCUUCCCAGCCAUCUGAAGCGUAAUUUCCAUUCUUUCUUUGUUAAAGAUUUGUAUAAACACAUUUCACACACAUUUACAAGCUUAUUUGUUUCUACUUUCUCCAAUAUUGUAAUCACCAUUCUUAUUAUUUUAUCUUUUUUAUAAUGAUGAAAUUCUUGCAAGACCUGUAAUUAUAAUUUGGGUAUGCAUUAUUGAAUUUUGAGCACACAAAUCUGUAUGUGAAUUCAUCUCAAAG
This is a messenger RNA of Diospyros lotus (date-plum), 1154 nucleotides long. RefSeq lists its product as uncharacterized. The coding region runs from base 51 to 935 and encodes 294 amino acids. The record is from RefSeq and is a predicted model, not a curated record. The transcript has a single exon. Lineage: Eukaryota; Viridiplantae; Streptophyta; Magnoliopsida; Ericales; Ebenaceae.